Messenger RNA from Diuraphis noxia (Russian wheat aphid), 5471 nucleotides. RefSeq lists its product as uncharacterized. Gene Ontology annotation, biological process: protein import into nucleus; RNA export from nucleus. Lineage: Eukaryota; Metazoa; Arthropoda; Insecta; Hemiptera; Aphididae. Gene Ontology annotation, molecular function: structural constituent of nuclear pore; protein binding. Gene Ontology annotation, cellular component: nuclear pore. The record is from RefSeq and is a predicted model, not a curated record.
GAUAAUAAGUAUUAAGUAAUAACCGUCCGUGAUGAUGAUGCCGAUGAUGGUUGGUGUCGUUAAUUCGUUAUGAUUUAAUUUUUAAUAUGUUCAGCAUGCAUUUUGAAUUUUGAUUAAACGUUGUCCGUGRCUUAUGUUAGUUUAAAGGAAUUGUCUGUUGUCCAACUCAUGUUUUUAACUAUUUUCAUUAUUUGAGUAUCUACAUAUUAUCAUGAAACUUGCUUGAUUUUCAUUUUCUUCUUUAGUUUAACUUAAGUUUAAGAGGAACAUCAAAAUGAGUACACACGUUAAAGGAUCAUGUGUUGAUGUUUUGGAUUUUAAGUGUUCAGCAUUCUGCAAUCUUCGUGUUUUCAAUGAAGGACACCAGUUUGACACAUCUGCCUCCAUGGUCAUCAGUUCUAACCGAUUUGGGAUAACUAUUGUUGCUUCUCCCAAUCAGCUUUGUAUGAUUUCAAUGAAACAUGUUCGACAUCUAGUUGGUGAUUUCGGUGUUGAAAAAAAUACAUUAACAAAUUUUCUAAGGCGUGAAAUAGAAUUAGAUUACUCUCCAAACUUUUUAGACCUUAGCUGUGAUGAAGAAUAUAUAGCAGUUGCAGGCAUUUUGAAUUCAAAAACCUCGAUAACUAUUUACAAUGUUAAGGAUUUAAUUUCAAAAAAUUGCAUUUCUCCAUUAGUAAUUGUUGAGCUUGCUACUAUACAGGAAUCACAUGUAAUAGAUAUGUCAUGGAAUCCAGGUGUUCAAAAUUCCUUGGCAUGUUGUUUGUCUGAUGGAUCGUUACAUAUUAUAGAUUUGAAAGAUGGUGGAAGGUACAAUGUUGUUUGUUUACCACCCCAAUCAAGUACAUUAUGUUUAAGUUGGAGCCCUAAAGGAAAACAAAUAAUAAUUGGCAGUUCAAAUGGGUCCUUAACACAGUAUAAACCUGAACUCAAAGCUAUGAAACAGUAUUCACCACCAACUGAUGUAACGGGGAAUGUAAAACCUAUCAAAAUAAAAUGGAUAUCAAAUUUUCAAUUUGCAGUUGUCUAUGAUUUUGUGGACAACACAGAUAAUCAAUUAAAUCUUUACAUUCUCAAUACACCAAAAAACGCACCAGUGGAAUUUAUUAACUUUGAACAAUAUGUCGUGAUGAAUUCUGAACAGUAUAGAUUAAAUCAAUAUUAUACAAUAUUUCAACAAAAUUGGAAUCUUCUAUUUGUUGCUUCUUCAAAUUGUACAGAAAUUGGUGUAAUGGGAAUAAAUAAAGAAAACCAAUGGCAAUGUUGGAUGUUAGAAACAAGACCAGAGUUACCAUACAGACUUGAUAAACAAAUGUAUCCUCUAGGAAUAUCAUUAGAUAUUUCUUCUCAAAUGCAAAUUAAACAAUUAUCUAAAUCAAAUGAAGAAAUAUUUCUUGAUCCAAUGCCAGUAUUAUGUGUAUUAUCCAGUGAUGGUAUAUUAUUUAUGUACCAUAUUGAAAAUCAGUUAACUGAUUACAAAAAUAUAUGUAAACCACCAACAGAAAUAUCGGAUAAUAUAAUCACUCAGUUAUUUACUACCAACCUUAAAAUAAAUAAUAUUGAACAAAUUGAAAAAAAUGUGGUGGCUGAUACAGUAGAAAUAAUAGAAGUUGUUGAUGAAAACGCCAAGGGAGAUCAUAAUGAAUCGGUUCUUGCGAGCUAUCUAGAAACAUCAUCUACUUCUCAAGUCGAACAACCACAAAUAUUGGAUACACCAACAAUUACAGUUGUGAAACCAAAUGUUCCUGAAGCGUAUACUGAAACUGUUCCACAAAUUAUUUCAAAUCAAACAAAUCUUCCGGAUAAAAAUACAUCAACAGAUGAAACUCUAAGUCAAGUCAUGUUAAAAGAAGUAUUGGAAGAUGUACAAAUAUUUCAAUUACAAUUAGAGGAUACAUUGAAACUAUCAUUAAAUACUAGUAAGCUUAAGAUUGGUAAUGAAAAAGAUAAAGAAAUACUUAUGAAGAAAUGGACAUCAUUAGACUCGUUUUUCAAAGAAUUGAAUGAGACUAAUCGCUCGCAGUGGGUAGAAAGUAAAGCUCUUCAAAAAGCUGUGUUAGAUUCUAUUGCUUGGGUCGAGGACUCAAAAUCUCGCAUAUUCUUUUUAAAAAAUCCAAAAUUUAAAUGUCUAUUGAGAAACGAUAGUGAUGAACCAUUUAGCAAAACACUUUUUGACAAUAUAGAACGUACAUUAUACUACGUUGAAACUCAACUAACACAUGUUGAUGAUCAAUUGAAAGCUAGAUAUGAUAGUUAUAAUACAAAUAAUAAUUCAAAUAAUUUUAGGGAGUUGAAAAUACCUUGUCUGGAAACUAUUUAUAAGUCAUUAGUUGUAAAUACAAAUAUAGUGAACAAACUAAAGGAAAAGAUAAAUUUUCUAUAUAAUACWGUAGAAGAAAUGAAAUAUAGAACUUUUAAAAAAUUGUCGUUAGCCCCUGAUGUCGUGCUAAAUACUUCUAACCUUCAUGAGUCUCGUGAUGUUGGCUUAUCAAAACUUUCAGAACAGUUAUUAAAAAUAACAUUAGACAAAGACGGUGUGUCUGCUAUUAAUUCAUAUAAUGUUGCUAAAAAAUACUCUGUAUUGUCGGCAAAUCAAAGAGCUCUUUCAGACUCCAAAGUUAAUAAACUUCAAGACUGGUUGAAAGAUUUUAAAACAAGGCGCACAAAAAUCACAAGAUUUCAAUAUGCAAAUAUAGAUCUCAGCAGGCCUGUGUGUAGCACGCCAUUAAAACCAGUAUCAAAACCAAAAAUGCAUGAAAAAAACAUUGAUUUUAUGCCUUUUGUGACAAGAGAUAGUUUUGUUUCUACUUUAUCACAACCAUCUACAUUAUUGAGCAAAGACUAUAUUGCUAACGAACAGAAUGUAGCAGAUAUUAAUAUACAAUCAACAUCGCAGCUUGAUUUGAAACAAUUCCAAAAACCUUUAAUAACACCAACCACACAGCAAAUAAAUGGAGUAAUCCCAAUAACUACUACUACUUCUGGAUUUUCAUUGGGAUGUAAACCUUUGCUAACAAAUACUGUUUGGAAUCCAAUGGAUAAUUCAUCAACUCCUAAACCAGUUGCACCAAAUGAUUUCUCAAAUAAAUUUGAUUUCAAGGCUUUUACUAAAGACCCAAUUGUUUUUAAUUCUGCUAAUACUGCUCCGUUGUUUUCUAAUAAUGUGGCUUGUACUGCCGUUUCUAAUAGAGAUCCUGUAGAUUUUAGUUUAAAAUCAUUAACAACUACACCCUUAAAUUUCAGUAAUUCUAGUAAUAUAAUGUCCACUAAGUCUACUUUAGAUAUUAUUUCAGGAACAACAGAAGCAAAAGAAAAAACACCAUUUAAUUUUUCCAAUGUAUCUACUACAAAAUCAGAAACAACUAUACAAAAAUCUACUGGUAUACUUAAUUUUGAUUUUGCUGGUUCUAUUAAAAAUAAAAURGACAAUCCGAAUGAUAAACCAUCAAGUUUUGAAACACCAAAACUAUCAGAAACUUCAAGUGUUUUUUCUGGAUAUAGUGCUGAAAAUAAAUCAAAGAAUAAACAAGAAACCGUUCCAAUAAAAGAUACAACAUUAACUACAUUUAAGUUUAGUUCAAAAUCGGAUACAUCAUCAUUUUCAACAUUCAGUUUUAACACAUCCAAAGAUAGUGUUUCAAAAAUUACUGAAUCAGAAACCAAAUGCUCUUUUACUUCUAUACCAACUACCACAGUAACAGCGUCUUUUAAUUUUUCACACCCACCAAAAACAGUUCCUAUAGUAGUUAGUGAACCGGUAGAUUCCUCCACAGUAUCUUCCAGCAUUGGGACUGUUAAAACAGCUMUUGAUUUUAGUACAAUAUCAACAACUGUAGAAACCAGUGUUACUGAAACCACUCCCCAAGUCUCUGAAAGUCCCACUCCAAUUAUAUCUGAACCAAUUACUCCAGAAAACGAAGAGUCUCCACAAUUUCCAGUUACUACCAGCAGUGCACAAAUUUUUGAAAUCCCAUCAACAAAUAAUACAAUUUUUGGUUCACCUAUCAACUCAUCAAGUAUUACAAGUAUUUUUGGGAAUUCAACUACUGCAACAUGUCAAGCAUCAAUUUUCACCACUCCUACAAAUAAAACUAGUGCCCCUUCAAUUUUCAAUACUCCUACAAUUACAACUAAUGCCUCUUCGAUUUUUAGUACUUCCACAAGUACAUCUGUCCCACCUUCCAUUUUUGGUGCUACUACAAGUACAACCAAUAUCUCUUCAAUAUUUGGAUCACCAAGCAACACAAGUGUAGCACCUUCAAUUUUUGGUGCUUCGUCUACUACAACCUCAUCAUCGUUCUUUGGAACUCCAAUCAAAAGUACACCAUCUAUAUUUGGUUCACCAUCUACAACUACCGUGUCUUCUAUGUUUGGAUCAGUUACAACAACAAAUACUACAAGUGGUUUUGGAUCUUCAGCUCAGACAACAGCGUUUGGUACUCCUGUUACAAAAACUUCUUCUAUAUUUGGUAAUCCAGCUGCUCCUGCUACAACAACUUCUUCAAUAUUUGGUAAUCCAGCUGCUCCUGCUGCAACAAGUUCUUCAAUAUUUGGUAAUCCAGCUGCUCCUGCUACAACAACUUCAAUAUUUGGUAAUCCAGCAGCUCCUGCUACAACUUCUUCAAUAUUUGGUAAUCCAGCUGCUCCUGCUACAACAACUUCUUCAAUAUUUGGUAAUCCAGUUGCUCCUACAUCAUCUGGUUCAAUAUUCGGUUCAGCAUCCACAAACACAUCAUCUGUUUUUGGAACUGCAGUUACAACUAGUACAACAUCGUCCAUUUUUGGGUCUCCUUCGACAACAGCUGCAUCUAGUGGAUUAUUUGGAUCAGUAGCUGCUGCAGCUAACCAAUCAUCAUUUGGCCAACCUUCAUUAGGAUUUAGUUCUCCUGGAUCAGCAUUUGGCAAUAUGUCACUUUUUGGCCAGUCAGCAUGUAAUCCGUCUCAACCAGCAAAUAAUUUUUCUCCAGCUGCCAAUCCAUUUGCUGUUAAYAAAGCUCCUUCGAGUACACCAUCAUUGUUUUCUAACCAAAAAUCUGUAUUUGGCCAACCAGCUGCAAGUACACCUAAUACUGGGUUUGGCAUACAAAAUUCAGGAUUUGGUGCUACCGCCAGUACCGGAUUUGGUAGUCCUGCUAUGGUUGGUCAAUCAAAUAAUUUAGGUUUUGGAUCUCCCCCAAUAUUUGGUAGUAUGGGAACUACUUAUGAAAAAUCAUCUGGUUUUAAUCAAACACCUGUGUUUGGAGGAGCUGCAACCUUUGGUUCAACUGCUCCAACAUUUGGACAAAACGGUACUAUUAUUUUAAAUGUAUAGCUUGCAUUUUAGUGUACUMAUCAAUAUKUUGUAUCACAGUUUAGUGGCCAAAUUUUUGCACACUACUACCUCUAUUUAUUGAAUAUUAUUUCAUGCUAUUAUUUGACUAUUUCAUCCCACUUAUCUUAUAGCCUACUUAGUUAUUGUUUUUAGAUUCUGAACG